AAUGCUCCGAUCGUGCCAGGCGCACUGGCAGGAAUGCAGGCUCUGCACAACGACACGGGCAAGCUUCCCUGGAAGGACGUCUUUCAGCCAGCUAUCCGCCUGGCAAAGGAAGGCUUCACCAUUGGACCCAACCUGGCCGCUGCCCUGGCUAACAACGAGAAUGUACUCAAUCUAUCGCCUGCCCUGAGGAAGCGAUUCUCCAACAGCGCGACCGGUGCCCUGCUGCAAAGCGGAGACAAGCUCGUGCAGACGCAACUCGCCGAUCUGCUGACCAAGCUGGCCGAAGAGGGCGCGGGGUACCUGUACGAAAAAGAACUCGCCGAGGAGAUCGAAACGAACAUUUCAAGUGCAGGCGGGUCUCUCAAGAAAAGCGACCUGUCCGACUACAAGCCUCUCUGGCUGGAUCCAGUAUCGGCCAAGAUAGGGGAGGGUCAGCACAUACACUCGGCACCCAUUCCAGGCGCCGGCGUUGUUCUAGCGGUGGCCGUCCACCAGAUAAAAGUCAAGUAA
Molecule: messenger RNA, 510 nt
Organism: Rhipicephalus sanguineus (brown dog tick)
Lineage: Eukaryota; Metazoa; Arthropoda; Arachnida; Ixodida; Ixodidae
Product: scoloptoxin SSD14-like
Exons: 3
Coding region: 34-510 (158 amino acids)
Biological process (GO): glutathione catabolic process
Cellular component (GO): plasma membrane
Molecular function (GO): glutathione gamma-glutamate hydrolase
Source: RefSeq, a predicted model, not a curated record